Suillus subalutaceus is the source of this 855-nucleotide messenger RNA. RefSeq lists its product as uncharacterized. The record is from RefSeq and is a predicted model, not a curated record. The transcript has 2 exons. Bases 1 to 855 code for a protein of 284 amino acids. Lineage: Eukaryota; Fungi; Basidiomycota; Agaricomycetes; Boletales; Suillaceae.
AUGCACGCCUGUAUUACUCCUCCACCAAGUUCUGUGGGACAACCGAGUCCUACCCGUGAUACGGAUGAGCCUCGCCAAUUGAGGCCCGUUCAGAACCUCUGCUCUCCAUUCCGUGACAGUCGGAUGCAUCAUGAUAUUCAAAGUACAAAAACACAGUCCAAACACACAACGACGUACCCUCGUCAACUAUCACCAUCUUCCGAUGACACCAGCAAUGAUUCAUCACUUGAAGAUGAGCUUCGUGCACUUCCGAGCCCUCCUUCUGGCAUCAUGCGCAACCUGUCUCGGCUUGUGACUCGUGCACAAAGACAGUUCAAGCCCUAUGACCCGCACCAUAGCCAUGCGCCAAACGCAAUAGAACUUCGUCUUGUUCACAGGUCUGUUGGGAAAUAUGCUAGCGAGACUGAGAUGAGUCUACCUGACGUCCAAGAGGGCAAAGAUAUCUUCGAGCGUGGCUUGAGAGGCAUGUCUCAUAAGACUGUCACUCAAGCUGUUAUCGCGAAGCAAGCUACUCGCGAAUCCAUGCGCUUACGUGUUCUGACAACGACCUGGGAGAUUGAGGCAAAUCUGCAACGCAUCAAGCUUCUUGAAUCCAUUCUCGAGCAAAAUGCUCACGAAUAUGCUCGUAGCAUUGCGGAUGCUUCAUACUUCCAAAGGUAUUUGGCUGGAGGCAACAAGCAGGAGCUUGAAGCUAGCAUGGACUUCAGUGUUGGGGCACAUAGUCACGAUCUUGCAUCCUUCGUGGUUACUGACACACAACUUGAUCACAUCCAGGCCCUUGCGCGCAAGUUGUGUCUGCCCGAGGAAGCUCCCGUUGAGGUUGUGAAGGGGCAGUCCUCCAACUCCGAUUGCUAG